This is a messenger RNA of Clarias gariepinus (North African catfish), 1926 nucleotides long. RefSeq names its product prostacyclin synthase-like. Gene Ontology annotation, molecular function: prostaglandin-I synthase activity; oxidoreductase activity, acting on paired donors, with incorporation or reduction of molecular oxygen; heme binding. Gene Ontology annotation, biological process: prostaglandin biosynthetic process. The transcript has 10 exons. The record is from RefSeq and is a predicted model, not a curated record. Lineage: Eukaryota; Metazoa; Chordata; Actinopteri; Siluriformes; Clariidae. Bases 7 to 1461 code for a protein of 484 amino acids.
GCCGUCAUGUUUUGGACGAUCCUACUGCUACUCAGCGGGAUCCUGUUGUUAUAUUUCUUUUCCAGCAGAACGCGCUCCAAUAGAGAACCACCUUUGGACAAAGGAGCUAUUCCAUGGUUGGGACAUGCGCUGGAUUUUGGAAAGGAUGCUGCCAAAUUUUUAACAAGAAUGAAAGAAAAACAUGGAGACAUAUUUACGGUUCGUGUGGCUGGACGUUAUGUUACUGUCUUAUUGGAUCCCAAUUCCUACGAUGCUGUAUUUGAGGACGUAACAUCUCUAGACUUUACUCGAUAUGCUCAGGUGCUGAUGGAACGGAUUUUUAAUUUGAGGCUUCCAAAUUACAAACCUGACAAAGAAAAGGCCAUAAUGAUAAGGCAUUUUCAUGGAAAGAGCCUAUUAAGCUUAAACCACGUCAUGGAGAACCACCUGCGAACGCUGCUAACACUGGAAACCGGUGCCCUAAACCAGUCCGACUGGAAACAAGACGGGCUCUUCAACUUCUGCUACAGCCUGAUGUUUAGAGCUGGGUAUCUGACAAUCUUUGGAGGAGAACAAAACAACAAUAGUGCUGAUGCUGCCAGCGUUUAUACAGAGUACCACAAAUUUGAUGCCCUCUUGAUGAAGAUGGCUCGCAACACUCUAAAGUCUGGGGAGAAGCAGACUUCUGGCUCAGCUAAGCAGAGGUUAUGGAAGUUGCUGGCACAAGCUGGAUUGAGGCAGGACUCCAGUUCGUGGCUUCAGAGUUACAGACAACACUUGCAGACAGAGGGCGCUGAUGAGGAGACACAGAGAAAGGCCAUGCUGCUACAGCUUUGGGCCACGCAGGGUAAUGUUGGCCCUGCUGCUUUCUGGCUCCUGGCUUUCCUACUGACCCACUCAGAGGCCAUGAGGGAAGUGAAAAAUGAGUUUAAAAUUGUCAGAGUGCCUGGAACCAACACACUUGACCCCCAGCAAAAGACACCUGUGUUUGACAGCGUUCUGGAAGAGACUCUUCGCCUGACUGCUGCCCCUUUCAUCACGCGAGAGGUCCUGCAGAACAAGACACUGCGUAUGGCAGACGGACAAGAAUACGAUCUGAGGAAGGGUGACCGUGUUUGUCUGUUUCCUUUUAUUAGUCCACAGAUGGACCCUCAAAUACAUCUUGAACCUGAGAAAUUCAAGUAUGACAGGUUUCUAAUGGCAGAUGGAACAGCAAAAAUAGACUUCUUUAAAGGUGGGAGGAGGCUGAAGUAUUACACCAUGCCUUGGGGAGCAGGGACGAAUGCGUGUGUGGGAAAACCAUUUGCCAUCCAGUCCAUCAGACAGUUUGUGUUUCUGGUUCUGUUCCAUCUGGACAUUAAGCUGCACGACCCUGAAGCUCAGGUGCCUGAAGUGGAUGUCAGUCGCUAUGGUUUUGGUAUGCUACAGCCUAACAAGGAGCUUCAAAUCCGAUACAGAUGCAGGGAGCACCGUUUUAUCUGAUAACAAACUACCUGUACCAAUUACCUGGCUCACCUAUACAUAUUUAUUUCACAUUUUUAAUGGUGUUUGCAUAUGACUGUACAUAAUUGUGUGUGUGUGUGUGUGUGUGUGUGUGUAUAUAUAUAUAUAUAUAUAUAUAUAUAUAUAGUAAAUUCUUUGUAUAUUAACAAAGUAUCUUACUGUUACUGAUACUGUUGAUCCAGUUUUAGACAUCAAUAAAAUGCUUUAAAAAAUUUUUCCUAACAUCACUAUGCUUCACUCACUUCAAAUAAUGUGAAACCUUUUUUGUGGCACUCUGUAUUUAUAAAUAUAGUGUCUAGUUUUAACCAUAUUUGCAGCAUAAAUGUUUGAUUACAGGCCAGAGGGCUUCUAAUACAUGUUCUAAUUGUAGGCACUAAUCCUAAAGCUGUACUAAAUAAGAACAGAACAUGAGGAUCCCUUGAUUUACUGUCUCAAGCUCUGUCA